UUUGCUUUGCGUCAGAAAAAAAAUCCAAUAAAAUGUCUAAUGAGUCCAAUUCAUACAAAUUAACUUAUUUUCCCAUAAAAGCUUUAGCGGAACCGAUUCGAUUUCUUCUAAAAUAUGGUGAAAUAGAAUUUGAGGACUUCCGAUUAGAUGUUGCACAAUGGCCAAACGUAAAAGACAAGAUGCCGUUUGGUCAAGUACCCGUUUUGGAAAUGGAUGGAAAAAUGGUUCAUCAAAGCGUAGCAAUCAGCAGAUAUUUGGCAAAAUUGACUAAUCUCACCGGAAAUAACGACUUGGAAAAUUUAGAAAUCGAUGCGAUCGUUGAUACAAUCACAGAUUUUCGAUCAAAGAUAGCUGUUUUUAACACUGAAAAAGAUGAUACGAGAAAAGAGGUGCUCAAAGACAACUUAACCAAGGAAACGAUUCCUUAUUACCUAACAAGAUUUGAUUCUAUAACGGCUGCAAAUGAUGGAUAUUUGGCUAUUGGACGGUUGACUUGGGCAGAUUUGUACUUUGUCAGCCUCUUGGAUUAUUGUAAUGGAGUUCUUAAGAAAGAUAUUAUAGCGGAGUACUCGAAUCUUGUUAAAUUGAGAGAAAAAGUCUUAGCAAUCCCUUCUAUUAAGCAGUGGUUAUUGGAGAGACCGGAUUCUGAAUAUUAAAAAGAAUGAUUUCAUUUGAAUAUUUUUGUAUCAUCUUUAGUAUGUUAAUAAAAUUAAAUUGUUAAUGUGUGUAAACUUUUAGUUGGUAAUUUCAAGUAAAUAAAUUACAAAAAUUUUAA
Molecule: messenger RNA, 775 nt
Organism: Onthophagus taurus
Lineage: Eukaryota; Metazoa; Arthropoda; Insecta; Coleoptera; Scarabaeidae
Product: glutathione S-transferase-like
Biological process (GO): glutathione metabolic process
Molecular function (GO): glutathione transferase activity
Source: RefSeq, a predicted model, not a curated record